Molecule: messenger RNA, 1446 nt
Organism: Durusdinium trenchii
Lineage: Eukaryota; Dinophyceae; Suessiales; Symbiodiniaceae
Source: the annotation of a GenBank genome assembly
AUGCAUUGCCCGAAAGGUAGCACAGUCCCAAAGCUUGAGGCAGCUGACGGAACUACGGACUUGAAGAAUCCCUUUGUAAAGAAAGGCUACUUCAGCAAUCCACUGGUCCCUUUGGACACCUACAAGUGUUCGGGGGAGCUCUUUUGCCCCGGUGGUUCUCCGGGCACCUGCUUCGGAGACCGCGAAGGGCUCACAUGUGGAGAUUGCAAAGAGGGGUACUAUUGGACUUCCGAGAAAUGCGCGCCUUGCGGUGCUGUGCCUGCUGCCUGGGCGCUCUCGGUGGCAGUUUUGGUGAUCGGAGUUUGUGGUUCAUACUAUAUGCUGACCAGUAGCUAUACGGCGAAAGCCAGUGUGAUGAUGUGCACCACCGCGGCCUUGGGAAUGUUGGUGGCUUUAUUCCAGAAUCUGGGUGUCUUGAACACAGUUUCUGUUGAAUGGCCAGCCGGGUUGCGAGACCUCCUGGAUUUCGCUUCAGUCUUCACCUUUAACCUUGACGCUCUGGGCUUUAGCUGUGCUGCAGGAAGCAACGUGGCACGCUAUGUCAGCACCGCGUCAUUUUUCUGGAUAGUAGCUGUUGCGUUGCCCACCGUUGGGUUGCUCACGAACCUCAUUCCGAUAUUGAAACGUCGCGGCCUCGCCUGGGAGAAGUUCAAGACCAUCAGUACCCUUGGCCAGUUCUUACAGGUGGGCUUCACGACCAUGUGCAACGUCGGCCUGAUGCCUUUCAUGUGCUACCGACACCCGACCAAUCAAGAGAGCAUCUUGAAGUACCCCAAUGUCUUCUGUCGCACAGAGGAGCACACAAUCAUGCGCGUGUUUGGGGUGCUGGUGAUGUUCUUGGCCUUCAGCUUCUUCAUAGCUGCCUGCUACGCCGCCUAUCAAGCGCCACGCUGGUCUGGUAAACCCAGGCUAGCAGCGAUUCGCUUCUUGAUCUUCCGCUUCAGGCCCAACGUGUGGUAUUUUGGCUUGGUUUUGCUGGCGCGAGGACCUUUGCUGUCGAUGCCAGGGGUGAUUGCAACCAACAUGCCCAGCUUGCAACUCACCUUGAUGCACAUGAUUUUGCUUGGAUCUCUGUGCCUUCAGCUUUGGUUCCUUCCUUGGAAAUCUCCGAUCCUCAACUUGGUGGAUGGGCUCAGCGUCUCCCUUCUCGUCAUGCUGUUGGCAGGGUCGCUUGGAUAUGCCGACAACAGCGGGGAAGAGGCUGCACGUGUUCUGGCCCUGUUCGGAACCGUGAUCUCGUCCAUGAUGGUGGUGAUCUUGGGAGGAAUGGUGAUGCUUGGCCUUUGUGCCCUCUUCUAUCGCUCAGCCUUGGGAAGCUCCAAAGAACUGCGCAUCAUGAACCUUGGGAAGGUCCCAGAGGAGAAAGAUGUCUUUCAGAGCCUUUUGGACGUGGCCACCUUCCUCAAGGAAGAUGGACAGGGCAAAGAAAAAAACCUUUAUCUCUGA